This is a messenger RNA of Paramisgurnus dabryanus, 1640 nucleotides long. RefSeq names its product ubiquinol-cytochrome c reductase core protein 2a (gene uqcrc2a). Gene Ontology annotation, cellular component: mitochondrion. The record is from RefSeq and is a predicted model, not a curated record. Gene Ontology annotation, molecular function: metal ion binding. NCBI's taxonomy places the organism in Eukaryota, Metazoa, Chordata, Actinopteri, Cypriniformes, Cobitidae.
UUCAUAAAAAAACGAACUGGAACGCAGGGCUGGAGUGUCUCUGAAAUGCGCUGGAUUGUGGGUAGGACGUCAGUUUAGUGCAUAGACGGUUCGGCUUUCCCAGCAGCUGAAGGAGAGAGAAAGUCAUGAAGGGAUUUAGAGGUUUAACUCAUCUCUCUAGACGAUGUUAUGUUGCCGCUAGGAGGAGCCAGUCACUGAGUGAACCUCUGGUUACCCGAAAGCCAGCUACUACAGCAGCCUUCCCAGCCCAGGAUGUUCAGGUGUCCAAGCUACCCAGUGGUCUUCUCGUCGCUUCUCUGGAAAACUAUGCCCCAGUCUCUAAAAUCGGGGUGUUUGUGAAAGCAGGCAGUCGCUAUGAGACUGUGGAAAACCUGGGUGUAACUCACAUGCUACGAUUAGCAGCCAAUCUGGCCACUAAAGGUGCAUCUGCCUUAAAAUUUUGUCGAGGUCUGGAGGCUGUGGGUGCCAGUCUGAGUGUAACAUCAUCGAGAGAACACAUGAUUUAUUCUCUGGACUGUCUAAGAGAUGAUUUUGACACUGCCAUAGAGAACCUGGUCAAUGUGACCAGUUCUCCUCACUUUAGGCCUUGGGAGCUGUCUGAUCUCUCCCCUAGAAUCAAGAUAGACAGGGCUGUAGCAGAGCAGAGCCCACAGACAGGUGUUCUUGAAAAGCUGCAUGAAGCUGCAUAUAAGAACGCUCUGUCCAACUCACUCUACUGCCCAGACCACAUGGUGGGCAAAAUUGGUGUUGAUCAUCUGCAGCAGUUUUUCGCAAAUCAUUACACCUGUGCACGCAUGGCUCUUGUCGGAUUAGGGGUCAGUCAUGAUGCACUAAAGCAGGUUGGAGAGCAGUACUUAAGUGUCCAUAAGGGAGCUGGUGCACCAGCAGUUAAAGCUGUUUACCGUGGUGGUGAGCUGCGGGCGCAGAGUGGUGGAGCUCUUGUGCAUGCGUUGGUGACUUGUGAAGGAGCAGUAACAGGCUCUGCAGAGGCAAACGCCUUCAGUGUGCUACAGAGGCUUCUGGGAGCUGGGCCGCAUGUUAAGAGAGGAUCCAACAUCACCAGCAGACUUAGCCAAGGCAUCGCCAAGGCCACCACACAGCCAUUUGAUGCCACAGCUUUUAAUGCCACUUACUCUGACUCAGGGCUCUUUGGACUGUAUACCAUCUCACAAGCACACUCUGCCAGAGAGGUGAUCAAUGCAGCCAUGACAGAGGUGAAAGCUAUAGCUGAAGGAAGACUUACUGCAGAUGACCUCACCAGAGCAAAGAACCAGUUGCAGGCUGAUUAUCUGAUGUCAUUGGAGAAUUCUGAGAGUUGGUUGGAGGAACUGGGGGUUCAGGUUCUGAGCAGUGGAUCUUACAGCUCACCGCAGUCUGUGACGCAGAGCAUUGACUCUGUGACCUCCAGUGACGUUGUUAAAGCUGCGAAGAAGUUUGUUGAAAGCAAGAAGACGAUGUCAUGUUGUGGACACCUGACAAACACACCAUUUAUUGAUGAAUUGUGAAAAGAGGUUCACUUUACUGAUGCGGUAAACCCUGAUUGCUGUACAAAGGUUUUCAAUCACUUCACACAAAAUCUGUUCUUUAGUAAUACUUUACUGAAAAUAAUAGUGUUACUUUUGCCCAUGUCACUGUAUAUU